Paraglomus occultum is the source of this 810-nucleotide messenger RNA. The record is from the annotation of a GenBank genome assembly. Lineage: Eukaryota; Fungi; Glomeromycota; Glomeromycetes; Paraglomerales; Paraglomeraceae.
AUGGCUCGCCAGUCUCGUACAGUUUUUACUUCUGAUCAGCUUACCAUUCUUCACCGAAAAUUUGCGGGGGGAAUGAUAAACCACCGUAAAACCCAGUUGAUCGAAGAAGCGGCCACCGAGGCAGGCUUACCAGUCGCAAAAGUCAAAAAUUGGAUAACUAAUCAGAAAGCGAAAUGUAAGAACGCUUUCAUGCAGAAAAAAUCACAUGCUGACACCAUGAAGAGAUCUCCUUUGGGAUUCAACGUCUUUUUUAAGAACUUUUCUAAAGAAGGAACUGUUGAAGAGUAUCUGAGAAAUCAUCCUGAAUUUACAAUGGACGAACGUUUGAGCAACGCGAACAAGAUGAAUAAAGUGAUCAGUCACGCGUGGAGUUGCCUUUCCGAUAAGGAACGAAGGGCGUACGAGGAAGAGGAAGAAAGAGUGAAAGCUGCGAGAAUCAGACAAAAGAUAAUAGAUCAUUCGUUUAAGACGAUGCAGGACCAUGGGUGUCAUGCAGUCUUUACUAUAUUUGACGGUCACCACCCUCCGGUCACGUUAUAUUCUGGUGCAGGAAAGAAAGCUGUCGAGUUGUGGGAGCAAGUUCACAUGGAGCCGGAGACCCUCAUAACUUCUGAAGCUUUAACGGGUUUGACGUCUGAACCAGAAGAAAACGAAUGGAAUGAAGGCAAAAAAAUGCAAACAAAGCUAGCGUUCGAAGAGUUGGAGAACGCUGAGAUGGAUUCAGAUGAUGACGCGGAAUCGGUAUCGACGGUCAGAAGUAGUUCCACAAUUGCUGUUAGACGUUCUAUAAGACUGGCAGAGAAAAGAUAA